AAAUAAAAAAAAGAGAGGAAAAUAGGUAGGCUGGCAGCAGAGCAAAGUGAAAUCAUCAAUCAUGGAACAGUUAAAGAAAUUUCCAUUCUCAAGCAAAGCUUCAAAUCACAGAUUCAAACCCUUUUUCUUUUUCUUCUUCAUUUGAUUUUUGAUUCAUUCAUCAAUCAUGUCUUCCGUUAAGCAAAAUCAACAACAACCCUCAUUCAACUCUAUCUUCUCUCUUCGUUGCUCACUCCUAACCCUCGCUAUUCUCACUCUUUUUUCAUUCACCUAUCUUUCCCUCCAAUACUCCACCCCUUCACCUCAGGUGCCAGACGGAGCUCCGAAGCUGUUAGGAGGUACAGGAAGAAUAGAGCAAGAAGAUGAUGUUGUUGGUAAUGAUGGUGAUGAAUUUGGUGAUGUUUAUCACUCGCCACGUGUGUUCAAGUUGAAUUUUGCGGAGAUGGAGAAGAAUUUUAAGGUUUAUAUAUACCCAGAUGGGGAUCCUAAAACUUUUUAUCAGACUCCAAGAAAGCUUACUGGAAAGUAUGCUAGUGAAGGUUAUUUCUUUCAGAAUAUUAAGGAAGGUCGGUUUCGGACUCUUGAUCCUGAUCAGGCUCAUUUGUUUUUCAUUCCUAUUUCAUGUCAUAAGAUGCGUGGAAAGGGAACGUCUUAUGAGAAUAUGACCAUAAUUGUACAAAAUUACGUGGAGAGCUUAAUAUCCAAGUAUCCUUAUUGGAACAGAACCUUGGGUGCCGAUCACUUCUUUGUUACUUGUCAUGAUGUUGGUGUAAGGGCAACAGAAGGUCUUCCAUUACUAGUGAAGAAUUCAAUUCGAGCAGUGUGCUCCCCUAGUUAUGAUGUUGGAUUCAUUCCACACAAAGAUGUUGCUCUCCCUCAAGUGCUACAGCCAUUUGCUCUUCCAGCUGGAGGAAAUGAUGUAGAAAACAGGACUACUCUUGGAUUUUGGGCCGGUCAUCGUAACUCUAAAAUUAGAGUGAUUCUUGCACGUGUAUGGGAAAAUGACACAGAACUUGACAUUUCAAAUAACCGAAUUAGUAGGGCUACCGGGCAUCUAGUGUACCAGAAGAGAUUUUACAGGAGUAAGUUUUGUAUAUGCCCUGGUGGAUCACAGGUUAAUAGUGCUCGCAUAGCAGAUUCUAUUCAUUAUGGAUGCAUACCUGUGAUAUUAUCAAAUUACUAUGACCUUCCUUUUAACGAUAUUCUUGACUGGAGAAAGUUUGCUGUUGUACUCAAGGAGAGUGAUGUAUAUCAGCUUAAACAAAUCCUCAAAAAAAUAUCGCAGGAUGAGUUUGUCACACUUCAUAAUAAUUUAGUAAAGAUUCAGAAACACUUUCAGUGGAAUUCGCCUCCAGUGAGAUAUGAUGCUUUCUAUAUGGUUAUGUAUGACCUCUGGUUACGCCAUCACACCAUCCAAUACUGAUUCUAGGUGCUUGUUUGGUGGAUCAAUGUACGUCAGGAUCAAAGCUACAGUUCGUUAACUUCUAUUAAUUCACCGUCGAUUGGCCUGUAAACAAGAGUUGAGUGUGUGUAGAAGUAAAACCAAACAAGGACCAAGACUCAUUCUUGUUUUGUAUACACCUUACUUCAGUUUUAUAUACCCAGAGAGGCACUGUAAAUAACUACGUCACAGUUUUGUAUUUAACAGAUUGUUUUUCAAUAUUCUUGCAUCCACACAGUUAUUUAUUAUUUGUUUUCUGUGA
Trifolium pratense (red clover) is the source of this 1703-nucleotide messenger RNA. Its product is annotated as probable glycosyltransferase At5g03795. Gene Ontology annotation, molecular function: glycosyltransferase activity. NCBI's taxonomy places the organism in Eukaryota, Viridiplantae, Streptophyta, Magnoliopsida, Fabales, Fabaceae. The record is from RefSeq and is a predicted model, not a curated record. The transcript has 6 exons. Bases 167 to 1423 code for a protein of 418 amino acids.